AUGGAAGAUGACCGAGCGCAAGUUGAUCUGGGCGUUGCCGUUGAUGUCGAGGAGAGGGUAGAAGAAGAGGCCCAGAAGCUACCAAAGAGGAGGUCGUGGGGCGGAGGCAAGCAGCAGAAGCAGCUGUCCAAAUUUCGGAGAACUCCUCGAACUCUCAAUCAAGUCCCGCUCGAAAUCCUAAAUGACCCAGACAUCAACGCCGCCAUCGCACUCUUCCCUCUAAACUACUCCUUCGAGAUCCACAAGACGAUACACCGUAUACAAACAAAUGAGUCGAAAAAGACGCUGAUUAUGGGCGAUGUAAUAUACGGAGCAUGUUGUAUCGACGACUACACUGCGAGAGCGCUUGGAUGUGAUCUGCUGGUAUAUUAUGCACACUCGUGUUUAAUACUUGUCGAUAUCACUACUAUCAAGACGCUGUACGUCUUUGUGGAUAUCAGCAUCGAUAUUGCACAUUUGCUGUCAACCUUGGAGAAGAACUUUCCUGUUGGAAAGUCGAUUGCGAUGGUUGGGAUAAUUCAGUUCAAUGCCACAUUAUAUGGAGUUCGAGCACCACUCGAGAAGGCAGGAUACAAUGCCUUGAUACCUCAGAUUGCUCCCUUGAGCAAAGGAGAGAUACUUGGAUGCACAUUUCCGAGAUUAGAUUCCAUAGAAGGCGUGGACAUAAUUCUAUACCUAAGGGACGGACGGUUCCACCUCGAGAGCGCGAUGAUUCACAAUCCCACGAUCCCAGCGUAUCGGUACGACCCAUAUUCCAGAAAACUUACUCGGGAGAGUUACGACCGCAAAGAGAUGCAUACACCGCUACGAGAUGCCAUCACAUCUGUCAAGUUAGCAAAGAAGUGGGGUCUAAUCUUGGGAUCGCUCGGUCGACAAGGAAAUCCACAUACGAUGACAAUGAUCGAGCAGAAACUUAAAGCUCAAGGCAUUCUAUACGUCAAUCUUCUCUUGAGCGAGAUAUUCCCCGGGAAGCUGGCGAUGAUGGACGAUGUUGAGUGCUGGGUUCAAGUGGCUUGUCCGAGACUGAGCAUCGAUUGGGGUUAUGGUCCGCACCUGAAAUACUUUAUCAGGUAUGCUAACGGGACUGUCGUAUGGCAGCAAGUCAACUACGAGGAUUAG
This is a messenger RNA of Hyaloscypha bicolor E, 1119 nucleotides long. RefSeq lists its product as uncharacterized. The record is from RefSeq and is a predicted model, not a curated record. Gene Ontology annotation, biological process: protein histidyl modification to diphthamide. The transcript is spliced from 4 exons. Bases 1 to 1119 code for a protein of 372 amino acids. Gene Ontology annotation, molecular function: 2-(3-amino-3-carboxypropyl)histidine synthase activity. Lineage: Eukaryota; Fungi; Ascomycota; Leotiomycetes; Helotiales; Hyaloscyphaceae.